This is a messenger RNA of Micromonas pusilla CCMP1545, 375 nucleotides long. RefSeq lists its product as uncharacterized. Gene Ontology annotation, cellular component: cytoplasm. The annotation marks the transcript as partial. The transcript has a single exon. Lineage: Eukaryota; Viridiplantae; Chlorophyta; Mamiellophyceae; Mamiellales; Mamiellaceae. Gene Ontology annotation, molecular function: translation elongation factor activity. The record is from RefSeq and is a predicted model, not a curated record. Gene Ontology annotation, biological process: translational elongation; peptide biosynthetic process.
CAGUACAUGUACGACGCCGGCGACGACGCGCUGAUCCUGUCGCACCCGACCACGUUCGAGCAGCUGGAGGUGUCGGGCGAAACUUUCGGCGCGCAACGACGGUUCCUCGCCGACGGCGCGUUCGUCGACGUGCUGUCGCACGACGGCGAGGUCGUCGGCGUCCAACUCCCGGACGAGAUCCGCGCGACCGUGGUCGAGACCGACCCGCGGUUUAAGGGCGAGAGCAAGGACGGCGGGAGGCUCAAGCCGUGCACGUUGGACACCGGGGCGACGACGCGAGUGCCGACGUACGUGGAAGCGGGCGACGUCGUCGUCGUCAAGGGGCCGCGCACGGGCGCGUUGGGGGAGUUCGUGCGGCGCGUGCGCGAGUCGUGA